CCACCAUCUUCCUUUCAAUAUAGCCAAUGCUACAAAAUUCUCUGUUAACUUCACACUACUACUAUGGAGAAUCAUGGAGGAAGAUGAAGAAACAUAGCCAUAACCGAUGGAGAAAGGAGGACUGGUUCUUCGAUUGUGGCUGCAACCGUAACAGCUGUAGCAGUGGUCGGGCCGCUUUUUGGUCUGAUGAGUUUCAGCUUUGUGGCGACGGUGACUCUGUUUCUGAUCGCUUCUCCAUUGCUGCUGAUAUUUGCUCCAGUUUUAUGGUGAUGGUAGCGGUUCUUGUGGCAGCAAUGGUUGGUGUUGGGGUAGCUGCAGCCAUGUGGAUGAUGGGAAUAGCUGCUUUGGUAUGUUGUGGCCGAGAGAUUGGUAUUGAAACCGGAGUGGCUGGGAGGAUGGUUGAGUCGGUGGUGAGAGAGUUAGGUUACGGUCGGAGUCGUUACUUGCGAGACAAAUCAGAGGAUGGUUAUUCUUCUUCUCGGGCUUAGUUCAAAAACUUGGAAACACAUAGAUAUGGGCCAUAAUAUCAUAUGGCUAUCAGGGAUGUUUCUUCUAUGGCUGCGUCUCCGAAGAAGAAGUCUCUCAUCUUCUUAGGCUCUCCUCAGGUUAAGAGAUAUUUUUAACAUCUUCAUGGGUUUAGCGUUUUAGCCUAAUCUAAUUCCUUUUCCGUGAAAUUAGGUUUACGUGAUUGUACUUGAAGCUCUUUUCAAUGCAUCUGCUGCACCAAACUCUUCCUUCCAAGUUUAAU
Molecule: messenger RNA, 748 nt
Organism: Arabidopsis lyrata subsp. lyrata
Lineage: Eukaryota; Viridiplantae; Streptophyta; Magnoliopsida; Brassicales; Brassicaceae
Exons: 1
Coding region: 27-488 (153 amino acids)
Source: RefSeq, a predicted model, not a curated record